Nylanderia fulva is the source of this 1061-nucleotide messenger RNA. NCBI's taxonomy places the organism in Eukaryota, Metazoa, Arthropoda, Insecta, Hymenoptera, Formicidae. The record is from RefSeq and is a predicted model, not a curated record.
AUGCAGUCUCGUAACUUUUGGUUGCAUAUGAUUCAAGCAGAGGUGUUCAAGCAAGAACUUUACUUACUCAAGUCAAACAAGAGGUUAUCAAGAAACAGCGCUCUGAUAUCAUUAAAUCCAUUCCUAGACGCAAAUGGUCUACUCCGCGUUGGCGGAAGAUUGGAGCAUUCUCAUCUACCAUUUCAAUCCAAACAUCCAGUUCUACUAGCUGAUCAUCCAAUUACUACAAUGCUCAUUCGCUACACGCACAUAGCCUCGCUGCACGCCGGUCUUCAGUCUACCCUGUCUAAAAUUCGCCAAGAAUUUUGGAUUAUAAAAUCUAGGCCUUUAGUUAAAUCAGUUAUCUACAGGUGCGUUCGAUGCACGCGAGAAAGAGCUCAGGUAGCCAAUCAGUUAAUGGGUCAACUCCCAUCAACUCGAGUCUCAACGCCAACGAGGGCGUUUUUGCACAGCGGCAUCGAUUAUGCCGGUCCAGUGCUCAUUCGAGCCUCUGCUGGUCGAGGAAUCACCUCACGAAAGGCUUACAUAGCCGUUUUCAUAUGUUUGGCAACUCGAGCCAUUCAUCUCGAGUUGGUCAGCGAUUAUUCAACGCCAGCAUUUUUGAACGCAUUUCAACGAUUUUGCGCCAGACGAGGCUUGCCAGCAGUUAUGUAUUCGGAUAACGGUACAACAUUCACAGGAGCCGAUAAAGAGCUAUCCCGCGCGUAUCGGGAUGCUCAACGCAAUACGGAUUUUCUCAAUUUAAUCGCAACAGAUAGGAUCACUUGGAGUUUCAUCCCGCCUCAUGCUCCUCAUUUUGGAGGACUAUGGGAGGCAGGAGUGAAGAGUGUCAAACACCACCUUCGUCGAAUUGUAAGCUCACACGCAUUGACAUUUGAGGAGUUCACGACAGUGUUGUGCAAAAUUGAGGCUAUCCUCAACUCAAGGCCGCUUUCUCCACUCAAUGAUACUCCAGAUGACUACGAGUUCCUGACCCCAGGUCACCUUUUGAUUGGGACUGCCAUUACUACGAAUCCGGAACCUUCCGUUCUACAAUUGAACGAAAACAGAUUGUCGCGAUG